AGGCAAUAAGAUGUACACAAACCCCAUCCUCCCCGGCUUCAACCCCGACCCCUCAAUCGUCCGUGUCAACGAGGACUUCUUCCUCGUCAGCUCCUCCUUCGAAUACUUCCCCGGGGCGCCAAUCUACCACAGCAUCGAUCUCAUACAAUGGACGCUGAUCGGCCACGCCCUAACCCGGCCUAGCCAGCUGCAGAUCCACACCCCGGAGCCUGGGGGCGGCAUCUGGGCUACCACGCUGCGGUACCAUCAGGGCACGUUCUACAUCACGGCUGCCAAGUUCGAUCGGUAUCGUCCACAAGACGACGAUCGGGUCUGGCCCAGGGGCUUUUAUGUAUCGACGACCGAUAUCUGGGACUCGGCGUCGUGGUCGGAUCCAGUGUUUUUUGAUCAGGUGGGGUUUGAUCAGGAUCUCUUCUGGGACGAUGACGGCACUGUCUACCUCUCGUCCACCUACCGCAAGUUAACACGCACCCCCGGCGCAAAUCUCAAAGACUUCGCCAUACACAUCUCCACCGUCGACCUAGCCACCGGCCGCUCGACGUCCGAGCCGAAGCUAAUCCGCGAAUCCGCCUCCGGCGUAGCCGAGGGAUCACAUAUAUUCAAGCGGGGAGAAUACUACUACCUCUUCACGGCGGAGGGUGGGACAGAAAGCGGCCACUGCGAAUGGGUUAGUCGCAGUGAGUCUUCGCCGUUUGGGCCGUGGGAGGUCGGGCCGGACAACCCGCUCUGGCGGAAUGGGGUGACCGAUGAGGUUCAGAAUACGGGACAUGCGGAUAUGGUUGAGGAUGCGCAGGGACGGUGGUGGGCUGUUUUGCUGGGGGUACGUCCUGUCCGGAGGGACGAUUGUUGGGAGGAAUCUGUGUUGGGCCGCGAAACAUUCCUCAUCCCCGUCGAAUGGUCCAACGACUGGCCUAUCUUCAACGGGGGCCAAAAGAUUUCCCUCACCAUCACCACACCCCAUCUCAUCCAAUCCAACCCCCCACCCCCACCCACCUGGCGCGACAACUUCGACACAUCCACCCUCCAAAUAGGCUGGUACAAAAAGAACACGCCCGUCCGUACAGCAGAGUACUCUCUCACCGAGAGAAAAAGCCACCUCCGCCUCCACGGCGGGCCAUAUGACCUCUCCGUGCCCGCUAGCCCAACCCUCUUCCUCCGCAAACAGACCCACCGCGUCUGUACCUGGACGACGAGCCUUUCCUUCCACCCUACCUCUCCCGCCACCGAAGCAGGCACCGUCCUCUGGUGGAACUAUCUCACUUAUAGUAGCGUGGGAAUCCGCCGUGCUGCUGACGGGCGGUGCAUUGUGCGGUUCCGCCCUGCUGAUGGCAAGCAUAUCGACCGCGCCUUGGAGGAAGCUAGCAAAGGAGAAGGGUAUGUUCAACUUGUCAUCGAAUGCGGCGACCACUAUCGCUUCGGGUUCCGAGAAGAGAGUCCCGACUCAGAUCUAGACCUCGAAGCCCCGAUUAAAUGGAUCGGCGAGGUCUCGAACACCGCCAUGACUGUCUCUCCUCCUGUUGGGAUGGCCUUCACGGGCAUGAUGCUCGGGCUGUACGCUUUCGGCGAGAGACAGCCUUGUUUGGUUCCUGCAGACUUUGCGUAUGCGGAGAUGCGAUGA
Molecule: messenger RNA, 1618 nt
Organism: Aspergillus candidus
Lineage: Eukaryota; Fungi; Ascomycota; Eurotiomycetes; Eurotiales; Aspergillaceae
Product: glycoside hydrolase family 43 protein
Exons: 3
Coding region: 11-1618 (535 amino acids)
Biological process (GO): carbohydrate metabolic process
Molecular function (GO): hydrolase activity, hydrolyzing O-glycosyl compounds
Source: RefSeq, a predicted model, not a curated record